GAAGGACCCAUCACCUCCCUAGAAGCAGGCAGGAAGAAACCGGACCAAUCUGAACUCAAACACUCUUACCAAGAACAGUCGGACAUCAUACAGACAUGAUAACGUCGGUUGGCAGUGUGGAUGGGAGCAGCCCUGACAUCAUGCCCGAUGCAGAGCAGGAGGAACAGCCCCUGAGAAUCAUGCUUAUUGGGAAGAGCGGGGUCGGCAAGAGCUCAAGUGGCAACACCAUCCUCGGGCGACAGGUGUUUCUGUCGGACAUAAAGCUGAAGAGAGUCACCAAAUACUGCGAGAAGGAGAGUGGGACGGUGAAGGACGUGUCCGUCACCGCGACCAAGGGAGUUAAAGACGUGCCCGUCUCCGUGAUCGACACGCCCGGCCUUUUCGAGACGGAUCGCGACAAGGAGGUCGUCGCGCGAGAUAUUCUGAAGUGUGUCAAACUCCAGGAGCCGGGACCUCACGUCUUUGUGUUGGCGGUCCCCGUCGGGAGGAUGACGCAGGAAGAUCAAGAUACCAACACACUCAUCGAGGCAAUGUUCGGCCCGAGGGUGUGGGACUACACCAUCGUGCUGUUCACACAUGGGGAUCGCUUGGAGGGGAAAACGAUCAACGACGUCAUCGCAGAGAGCGAGGACAACCUCCGCAACUUCAUACGCAGGUGCAGCGGCGGCUUCCACGUCUUCGACAACAAGAGUCCGCAGGACCAGAACCAGGUGGCGAGCUUCCUGGCAAAGAUCCAGACCCUAGUGGCCCUGAAUGGAGGGAAACAUUACCAAACGUCCAUGUAUCCCGAACCGGAGAGGAGGAUCAGGGAAAAACAGAAGAACUUCCUGUCGGAGAGCAAUAAUGAGAUCAUUGAUAAGGAGAGACGGCUGCGGGAGCAUUUCCAGGGGGAGGAGCUGGAAACGAAGAUGAAGGAGCUGUGGAGGAGAGAGGAGGACAAAUCCAGAGUGAACGCGGAGAAUUACAUCCGCGUGUCCGACUACAUUCUGCGGUUGAUCCUCUUCCUGGGAGGAAUAGGAUUGGUAGGUUUAGCUUGUCGGGUACUAAGUAUGUGCCUUCUGGCGGUGAUUAUGAUUUUCCUUUUGAUUUUCUUCAACGACAAUAUUUGUCGUCCGUCUGUUUCAGGAAAAAUACCAUGGCUUUCUAAGAAAAUUCAAUAGGCGUAGGUGUUUUGACA
Molecule: messenger RNA, 1177 nt
Organism: Cyclopterus lumpus (lumpfish)
Lineage: Eukaryota; Metazoa; Chordata; Actinopteri; Perciformes; Cyclopteridae
Product: GTPase IMAP family member 7-like
Exons: 3
Coding region: 96-1160 (354 amino acids)
Molecular function (GO): GTP binding
Source: RefSeq, a predicted model, not a curated record